UCUAUAACUCCUUCUUUCUUUCGCCAAGUUUUUUUUUCGAACGUGCAUUUGUCUCGCUUGGGACGAGGUGUGAAGGAACGCAGUCAAUUCAAGGUGGAUAAUACCGUUCCGUGACAGCACAGCAGGCGAAUUGGAGAUUGGAGUAUACCAGUAAACGGAGUAUUAUAGUCGGCCAUGUGGUCAUCGCGAUGAGUAAACGUGUGGCGCGCUGGAUCAUCGCGUAAUAUAGCGUAAUCGUAAACGGCGAUCAACAAUGAUCGCCACUUGAAUAGCGCGAUCGCGGCGACAGCUGUUGCGUAUGAUGCAUUGUUGCGCGGGUGUUUGCGAGGGACACGCGGCCGUCCACGUCCGUCGAUGAUGCUCGAUAGGCGGGACGCUUUUAGGCUAGAAUUGCAGCGCUCAGCGUAAAGCGUGUGAGAGAUCUCGCGAAAGAUGCCUAUUAAGUCGAACGAGGUCGCUCCUCAUGGAAUAAAGCGUACGAUGUCACAAGUUUCCGAAUACGAUGACGCUUUGGAAGUACCUGACUCAUUAGAAAUAACGGUUGACGAAAAUGGCGAGACGAUACAAGUUCGUAAGCAAGAGAGAGAAUACACGGAUAAUAGAGAAAUUCCUGGUGUAAUACCUUUCACUGUUAUACAUGACAAUUUGAUCCAGUUCAAAAGUCACAUUCGCAAUGUGUUUAUUCCUGGUGAGGAAGUGCACGUGAAAAUCAUAGAUAAUGAGCGUAGUGUGACCACACAUCCCUUGAAUCCGAAUCUGUACACUAUAGAAUUUAGACAUGGACCUUUUAUCUGGACCAUUAGAAAGCGAUACAAACACAUUCAAUAUUUGCAUAAUCAAUUGAAAAUGUAUCGUGCUAGUUUGAAAAUUCCUUUCCCUACCAAGAGCCACAGGGAGAGAAGAAACAGCAUGAAAAAUCUUGGAACUAUGAAUGAGAGAAAGGGCAAACGAAAUGUUUUACCAAGGUUUCCUAAUAAGCCUGACAUUUUAGUGCCUUAUGAGCAGUUAAAUCAGAGGAGGAAGGAACUGGAGGAUUAUCUAAGUAACUUACUCAACAUAGAAAUUUACAGACGUCAUUCUGAAACUAUCAAUUUUUUGGAUAUUUCCCAUUUGACCUUUGUGGCUGACUUAGGGAUGAAAGGGAAAGAAGGUACGAUUUUGAAACGUACCGGAUCAAGCGCUAAAACUAGAUGCAAUUUCCUUGGCCUAUACGAUUGUGGAUUCUGUAUCAAGUGCAAUUAUCUCCGCACGUCUGUUUGUGGCAAAUGGCAAAAGAGGCAUCUCGUUGUUAAGGACACCUUCGUCGCAUAUCUUAAUCCUCAAGAUGGAAGAAUAAAAUCUGUAAUACUGAUGGACAAUGGCUUUGGGGUCAGUCUUGGAGUAUAUACUACGGGUUCACGAAGUGGCUUGCAGAUUGCGAAUCUGAGUAGGCAUAUAGUUAUCAAGUGUUGGACAAAACGAAAAGCUAAGGAAUGGAUGGAGUUUAUACAAGAAGUUAGUAACAAGGAAGGCAAAGAUUUUAUACAAACAAAUCCACAUAACUCAUUCGCACCGUAUCGUCCGUUCGUAUCCGCGACUUGGUUUGUGGACGGAGCCGAUUAUAUGUCUGCCGUGGCCGAUGCAUUGGAAGACGCUAAGGAAGAAAUUUUUAUUGCGGAUUGGUGGCUUUCACCAGAAAUUCACAUGAAAAGACCAAUGACCGAUGGAGAUUAUUGGCGACUGGAUAAAAUUUUGCAAAGAAAAGCUAAACAAGGUGUCAAAAUAUUCGUGCUAAUAUAUAAAGAGAUCGAAGUCGCUUUAGGCAUAAACAGUUACUACAGCAAACAGAAACUUGUGGAACUAUGUUCUGAGAAUAUAAAAGUACUAAGACAUCCAGAUCACGCGAGGGCAGGCGUGCUCCUUUGGGCACAUCACGAAAAAAUCGUAGUCAUCGAUCAAUCUCUCGCAUUUCUCGGUGGCAUUGAUUUAUGCUAUGGCAGGUGGGACACCAAAGAACACAGAUUGACAGAUUUAGAAUCUAUUCAUCAAUCAAGUAUCUACGUUCCUUCAAGGGACAAGCUAACUAAUACCAGCAGUAAAAAAGUGUUAGGCUGCACAGAGAGACAUGUGCUAUUAACAUUAGCAAUAGCAACGAAUACCAUCGCUAUGGCGACCACGAGAUCCAUGCCUUUAUUGCCAAUGAUGGAUGAAAAGACGCAACAGGAUUUAGUAUUGUCAACAUUGUCAGUGGAUAAUUCACUUUUUAUGUUGCAAGAAAAGGGAGAUGGUGUCAAGUGUAACACUCCCGAAUUGCAAAGAAAGAACUUGUUUGAUGUCGCCAAGACGACUGUUGAUAAAAUGAAAACUACCAUGAGAAUGAAGAGCCACGAUUUCAUCAACAUGGUAUACACUUCUUACGAAGCGGACACUGAUGAGAGUACAGAGAACCAACUUUCACCAGACUCUAGAGAUUAUGGCUGCAAUUUAGAACCCACGACAAAAUUGUGGCUUGGUAAAGACUAUACAAAUUUUAUUGUCAAAGACUUUAAUGAUCUCGAGAAGCCGUAUCAGGAUCUGGUAGAUAGAACCAAUACUCCUAGAAUGCCCUGGCACGACAUUGGAGUUUUAGUGCAAAACGCUGCCGCUAGAGACGUGGCUAGGCAUUUCAUACAGCGCUGGAAUGCCACUAAGCUAGAAAAAGCAAAUCAGAAUCCGUGUUAUCCUUACUUACUACCAAAAUCUUAUAAAAAUUGCAAGAGCUACGCUUCGUUCAUCAAAGAAGCAAACAGGCAUAAUGUUAAGUGUCAAGUGUUGCGUUCAGUGAGCUCUUGGUCGGCUGGCUUUCUCGAUUCAGAGACUGUAGAGCGGAGUAUACAGGAAGCUUACAUUCAAGCUAUCAGUGAAGCAGAAAGAUACAUAUAUAUAGAAAAUCAAUUUUUUAUAACGCUUGCCUCCAUGGAGAAGGGUGCUGUGAAGAAUCAAAUCGGUGAGACAUUAUUGAAAAGAAUCCUGAGAGCGCAUAGAGAAGGUGCGGUGUUCAGGGUGUUCGUUGUGAUGCCUCUGCUACCAGGUUUUGAAGGAGAAGUCGGAGGACCAAGUGGAAGACCAUUACAAGCAAUAACUCAUUGGAAUUAUAAUUCUAUAUCGAGGGGAAAGGACGCUAUUCUAAAUCGGCUACUGGAGGCAGGUAUAGAAGAUCCUAGCGAGUACAUCACAUUCCAUGGCUUGAGAACUCAUUCUAUGUUAAAUGGAACGUUGGUAACGGAGCUUAUCUAUGUUCACAGUAAGCUAAUGAUAAUAGAUGACAACACGGUGAUCUGUGGAUCAGCAAACAUAAAUGACAGAAGUAUGGUUGCUACACGAGACAGCGAAAUAGCUGUAAUAAUUCAUGAUCAGGAAUUUGAAGACGGACGAAUGAAUAAUAUACCUUUUCUUUGUGGAAAAUUUGCUUCUUCCUUGAGAAAACAAUUAUUCCGCGAACAUCUAGGGUUACUGAAUACUAAAGAAAACAUUAAUAUCGAUGACGCCAUUAUAAGAUCAUUUUACAAGGACAUAUGGUGCGCUAGAAGUAAGCGAAACACGGAAACAUAUGAGGAAGUAUUUCACUGUAUUCCCACUGACAAAGUAGUUAAUUUCGCUAUAUUAAAACAAUAUCAAGAAAAAGUACCUCUCUCUAUAUCCGACUCACUAUUAGCACAAGAAAUGAUAAAAAGUAUAAAGGGUCAUUUAGUAGACUUGCCAUUAAAUUUCUUAUGCAAUGAAGAUUUAAAACCUGCUCCUAGAACAGUAGAAGGAAUAAUGCCGACUGCGUUGUGGACGUGAGUUUGUACUAUACGAAUGUAUAUUUUUAAAAAUCUAUUGCAAUUAUUGGUCACAAAUUAAUAAGAAUUUUUUACUUAUUACUGUUUUAUAAUUCAAAGUAUGAUGUAAAAGGUGAUUCUUUCGUUUUAUUUUAUAUAGUUUUUAUAUUAA
Messenger RNA from Monomorium pharaonis (pharaoh ant), 3951 nucleotides. RefSeq names its product phospholipase D2 (gene Pld). NCBI's taxonomy places the organism in Eukaryota, Metazoa, Arthropoda, Insecta, Hymenoptera, Formicidae. Gene Ontology annotation, molecular function: D-type glycerophospholipase activity; phosphatidylinositol binding. The record is from RefSeq and is a predicted model, not a curated record. Gene Ontology annotation, biological process: cell motility; intracellular signal transduction; phosphatidic acid biosynthetic process. The coding region runs from base 433 to 3801 and encodes 1122 amino acids. The transcript has 15 exons.